This is a messenger RNA of Amoebophrya sp. A25, 597 nucleotides long. The record is from the annotation of a GenBank genome assembly. Lineage: Eukaryota; Dinophyceae; Syndiniales; Amoebophryaceae.
AUGUCACACUUCUUCAGUAGAUCAUCCUUAGCAACGUCAUUUAUUGGCAAAUUUUCUCUCACUAUGAAUGAACCAGUCGUACACGGACGUAGAGGUGCGGCAGUCGCAGUGCGCGGUAGUAUAAGGAGGUUAAUGUACUCCACCCGUCGCCGGCAGGUAUACCGGACAACACUGGGGUCGCCCUUUCGGCGUUCUCGGACUACAAAAAAAAAAAGGUGCCUUGUAGAGGCGCCCUGGAUGAUCUUUUGUGGGCUAGGUCAGCGGGAACGCAGUCGUGCUUGCACAGUCCAGGGUUGGUCCUGGGUCUGUUUGUUCCUCCGUUGGUUAUCCAGCACCGCCGCUCGUUAGACGGACGCAUAUAGUUGAUUGAUUAACGAACCAGUAGAAUGAUGAGCUUGCGAACAAAGGACAUUCAUCAACAUAAACGUCAACAGACGUCGCAAAAGACAUAAAGACACUCAAUGCAACAAAGAAAAGUCGGGGCGAUUUAAGAGGCAUCGAGAAGCCUCUACAUCUUUGGGAGCGCACCUUGUCAGCGUCGGUGGGAGCCCAUCUGGGCUUUCGAAAGCUGAUCGAAGAUCUAGUACAAAGAAAAAA